This is a messenger RNA of Pelagomonas calceolata, 1000 nucleotides long. Lineage: Eukaryota; Pelagophyceae; Pelagomonadales; Pelagomonadaceae. The record is from the annotation of a GenBank genome assembly.
GCGGCCGCGCAUGCCCCUGCCUCCGCCUAGGGGCCAUAGAGAUCGCUUCGAGGCGCGUGGUACAGCUUCUAUAUACCUCCAGCAGAAGUUGUGCUUCUCGCGCCAGCCGGUGAUCUCUACACGCGGAGUACGAGGCGUCAGUUGACAGCCAGAACAAAAAGAGCGCGAAAUGACCAUGGCCUACGCCGGCCUGGCCAGGGUCUUUGAUACGGACGUGACCCCACUGAUCUUGGAUUUCCUGAGCGCCGCCGAGGCGUUCGACGGGGAUUUGGUCGCGACGUCACGCGGCUUCGCCGUCGACGUGCAGCAAGCGCUCAGGAGCCGUGCCUGUCGGCACCACGUGUACUACGUCCAGUUGCAACUCGCCGAGCGGUUCAUGGCCGCGGCGGGAACACGGGCGCAACGGGAGGCCAUGUCAUAUGCUCUUGGCGCGGCAGAGAUUCCCAUCCCCGCGGCGAUGGAUCGGGCGCUGAGCGCCGAAAUUCGCACCAGCAGCGCGGACCCCACGCACCUCGAAGAGUUGAGCGCGUGCUUCUUACGACUGCCCGACUUCACCCGGGACUUGUGUUUGCGUCUUGUGCUGGCGGCUCACGAAACUGGAUCUGUCGCGUUAGCUCUCAAAGCGCGCGUGUGUAUCAGCCGCAUGCGCGGGAAUUAUGAUUAUUAUAGCGAUGACUCCCGUCUCUCUGCGUUCCUCGCCCCAGGUGGUCCGCUCGCCGCCGCGCGCAAUCAAGCCGGUGCCGCGCGCGAGUAUUGCCGCGAGGUAUGGCCGGAGGCGGACACGCCGCCCGGCGACGACUGGCCGCCCGCGCGCACGGACUGGCGCCGGGUCGACGACGGCCUCGCCCCAGGAGGUAGGACCAGUGCCAAAAUGCAACGCGCAGACCGCGGUGGGCCUGUGCGCAACUCCGUUUUGAUUCCCGCACAGGUUAUCGCUUCCGGGUCCCGGGAGAGGCCUCGGAGAACGCCACGUCGUAGUGGGGUUCUUUGCUGCCGGUGA